GUCAAAGGCAUUUUGCCGCCCUCAGGUCAUGUCAAGCUCACAACUCCUACGUCGGCUCGCCGCUGGCGCAAGACCCAUCCUACGCCAGCUCCCGCAGGGCUCCAGAAGCUCUCUACGAUGCCUAAGCUCACAGCCUAUACGUCUCGUACCUGCCUUACAACGGCGACAAAUACCUGCGCUUAUCUCCCAGUCCCGCCCUUUCAGCUUGUCAAGUCAUCGCCAUGAAGAGCAAAUUGUCAAGGUGCCAGAUAUGGCAGAGUCGAUCACGGAGGGUACCCUGAAACAGUUUUCCAAACAGCCUGGCGACUACGUAGAGCAGGAUGAGGAAAUCGCUACGAUCGAGACCGACAAGAUCGAUGUGGCUGUCAACGCGCCUACUGCUGGCACAAUCAAGGAAUUUCUGGCCAAGGAGGAAGACACCGUGACCGUUGGACAGGACCUCGUGCGGUUAGAGCUUGGCGGUGAGCCAGGGCAGAAGGCAGAGAAGGGCAAGGAAGAACCCAAAUCGCCGGCAUCAGGCGCUCAGGAGACGUCUUCGCAGCCCGACGGCCAGAAGGAGGAGUCAAAGCCAGAGCCGAAGCAAGAAUCUAAGCCCGAAUCACCGAAGCAGGAAUCCAAGCCCGAACCACCGAAGCAGGAAUCCAAGCCUCAACCGCCAAAGCAAGAAUCGAAACCGGAGCCGCCAAAGCAGAAAGAAGAGUCUAAACAGCCUCAGAAGCUGCCUUCCGAACAGUCGCCAAAGGUCGAAUCACCGUAUGGCAGCCGCGAAGAACGCCGGGUGAAGAUGAACCGUAUGCGUUUGCGCAUUGCCGAGCGUCUCAAGCAGUCGCAGAACACCGCUGCCUCACUAACAACCUUCAACGAGGUCGACAUGUCUGCGCUCAUGGACAUGCGGAAGCGGUACAAGGAUGAGAUCCUUAAGAACACUGGCGUGAAGCUUGGCUUCAUGAGCGCAUUCUCCAAGGCGGCCGUGCUUGCGAUGAAGGACAUUCCCGCUGUCAAUGCCAGUAUAGAGGGCGCUGGUAGUGGUGACACGAUCGUGUACCGUGACUACGUUGACAUCAGUGUUGCGGUGGCGACGGAGAAGGGUCUGGUUACCCCUGUGGUGCGUAAUGCGGAAAGCCUGGACAUGGUUGGCAUUGAGAAGGCGAUUGCGGAACUCGGCAAGAAGGCGCGCGAUAACAAGCUCACGAUCGAAGACAUGGCUGGCGGCACCUUCACCAUCAGCAACGGGGGCGUCUUUGGCUCGCUGAUGGGCACACCCAUUAUCAACCUUCCGCAGACCGCCGUACUUGGCCUGCACGCCAUCAAGGACAAGCCGGUCGCCAUCGCUGGCAAGGUUGAAAUCAGGCCGAUGAUGUAUCUCGCUCUUACAUACGACCACAGACUACUGGACGGCCGCGAAGCAGUGACUUUCCUAGUCAAGAUCAAGGAGUAUAUCGAAGACCCGCGGAAGAUGCUUCUUGUAUGAGCCCGGACGACGACAACAUCUAGAUGGUUCGCUGCAUGUUCGCUUAGCGUGCUGUAUUCCCUGUACAAAAGAUCCAAUCUGCCUCACGUAGUUCCGUCCAAGUGCUUGUUGCGCAUAUUGCUAACAUGUCGUGGUGGACGCUGCUGCCGUGCGAGUGAGGUUCAAGCAUGGGGUGUUUCCUGACAAAGCUGGAGAUCAAACAUGCUUGCUUGCGCCUCAUGUCUGGAAGAGCAUCUUCACACCUCAUUUCUCCAUGCGCCGUAGAAAUUACGUCUUACAUGCAAUCGAAACGAUCAAGCAGGGUGAAAGCAUUAUAGAACGAGUAGUGACU
Molecule: messenger RNA, 1802 nt
Organism: Baudoinia panamericana UAMH 10762
Lineage: Eukaryota; Fungi; Ascomycota; Dothideomycetes; Mycosphaerellales; Teratosphaeriaceae
Exons: 5
Coding region: 29-1471 (480 amino acids)
Biological process (GO): tricarboxylic acid cycle
Cellular component (GO): oxoglutarate dehydrogenase complex
Molecular function (GO): dihydrolipoyllysine-residue succinyltransferase activity
Source: RefSeq, a predicted model, not a curated record